GAUGUCUUGUGUUGUUCUGUUCCACAUGCUUUCGUGAAAUCGUGUUUAAUAUAAAUCCGAAGGCUGAAACUAAAUUAUUUAAUUCGUACUGACUAGCGCACAAAUUGCCAUUGCUAUAUACUUUUACCUUUUUAUACAAUUAAAAUACCUAACAUGAAAACUAUAAAAGAGAAAAAAUCAAACAGUAUAAAAAAACUUAGAAACGAUAUCCACAAAGAAUUCGACUUUCUUACUAAUAUUUUUUCGAUAUGUUCUAUGCCACACCACAAAGGAAAUACAGAAAAUGAGUUGGAUAUUGAUAUUGUAAACACAAAUCAACCACAAAAUGAAUCUAAACUAACAUCAAAACGAGCAAGAAGCAUUACAGAGUUAGAAGAGAAGUUGCAUAAAAUGAAAUCUGAAAAAGGAUUUAAUUUGAAGACUAAAUUAAUGAAAAAAAGUUUGAACAGUAAGCUUAACAAAAAACUCAAGAAAAAAGAUAGAGUGAAAAUGAACACGAAUAAAGGCAAACCAGUGAUAAAAAAUAAUGAAGUAACGGAGACCGAGAAACCUAAACCAAAUAUUGCUGCAAAACCAGUUUUCAAUAAUGAAGGAAAACUUGUAUUUUCAAAAUUUGAUUUUGCUAACCUUGGCCGAGAUAAAAUAUUAAAAGGACACAAAGAUCCGAAGAAAAUAUUAGAUGACUUGAAAACUCAAGAAAAGAAAGUUCAACAGCUGGCAGAAACAGAUUGUAACAAAGCAAAAGAAAUGAAGGAAACCAUGGCAUGGAAAAAUAUUUUACAAAAAGCAGAGGGACAAAAAGUUAAAGACGAUCCAAUUCUACUUAAAAAGUCUAUUAAAAGAAUGGAGCAAAAGAAAAAGUCAAGUAAAAAGCAGUGGGAAAAUAGAUUACAAACAGUUGAAAGCCAAAAAGAGGAUCGACAAAAGAAGCGUAAAGAAAAUAUAUUAAAAAAGAAAAAGGAGAAGAAAACUAAAGUCAUCAAAGCAUCUGUAAAAAGGGGCAGGGUUGUUAUAUAAAUAAGCUAAAUGAAAACUAUGUUUAGUGAAUUAAAAAAUUAUUUUUAA
This is a messenger RNA of Leptidea sinapis, 1065 nucleotides long. RefSeq names its product surfeit locus protein 6 homolog (gene Surf6). Lineage: Eukaryota; Metazoa; Arthropoda; Insecta; Lepidoptera; Pieridae. Gene Ontology annotation, cellular component: nucleolus. Gene Ontology annotation, biological process: ribosomal small subunit biogenesis; ribosomal large subunit biogenesis. Gene Ontology annotation, molecular function: RNA binding; DNA binding. The record is from RefSeq and is a predicted model, not a curated record. Bases 154 to 1017 code for a protein of 287 amino acids. The transcript is spliced from 4 exons.